CUUGGUUCCUUUUAUCAUUUUGGCCUCGACAACAUUUUCACCUCACAGCUCUCUCGCUAAUCCGGCUCUCAAUGCGUCAAGUAUGAGGCAUGAUCGUUCGUUCGGUGCCGGUCUCCUCAUAUCUCGGCCUCGGUGUCCCCUUUCAUCAUGCGCAUCCCGCCCUAAGAUGCUGUAUACCUCGAGCUUCCCGAGGGGCACGCGGCCGACGUCCCUUCUCACACUCUCCCUGCCUGCAGCAGUCCAGCGGUAACACCUCUGUUAACCACUACGAUGUCCUUAGACUCCCCAUGCAGGCCACUCCGGCCGAGCUGAAACGGCAGUUCUACGUUCUCUCCAAGGAGACGCACCCUGACGUAAAUCAAAACGACCCCAAGGCUUCGGAGCGCUUCGCGCAGAUAAGCGAGAGUUACUCUGUUUUGGCAGAUCCGGAGAAGCGCAAGAGGUAUGACCGUGACGUUAUGAGGGCCCAUCAUCCGCACCACCGCGGUCACAGCAGCCACGGCCAACGAUCACAGGGAGGGACAUAUGCGGGCCACAGACCGGCUAGUGGUUUGAGCAAGCGAAGAAGCACCUUCAAAGGACCGCCGCCAUCGUUCUAUGCACAUGGAAACCCAUCCGCGCGGACACAACAGAGAGCUGAUGCGCGAACGCAGGGUCAGCAGACUGAAGGAGAGGAAUACAUGGCUGGCACUUUCAACGCGGGCGCAUUCUCAGAGGGAGGACCCGCCUUUGAUACCAGGUCGACCUUCAAGACACAGACACACGAAGACUACCGCCGCGCCAAUCGACGAGCGGCGGAACUCGCGGCGGCGCAGGCUGCAGUAGAGGAGGACAACUUCUGGGCGCGCUUCAUCGUGGUGUCCGGAAUUAUCGUUUUGGGGGUCUCCGUCGGAACAUUGAUUAUACACAUGGCCAACACACCUCGCGGAGGCGGGCUCAUUCGAGGAGAUGGCAGUCGAAGGGACGGGGCCAGGAAUGAAUGGACGAAAGGCUAGAAGUCCAUCGCCACCCAGUCCUGAAAGCAGAACCUGCAGACGCGAAGCCUGGGGCUCGCGAGCUAGUAGUCGCACAGUCUGCAGGCGAAGCCUCCCACCACGACUCGAGUUUUCCGUGCUCCGUUUCAGCGGAUGGGUUCAUCAACUUCCGAGCGCUGUCAAAUGAGCUCGGCGACUCGGCGCAGGAAAAGAUAUCCUCACCAAAGCAUCUACUCCUAGAAAUGGGGUGUGUGAGCGAUCGGAAAGGGGCAGACGGAGGAGUCGGACGUUACAUAUGGGACUAGAAUCACGGGUCUGAGACUUCGCGCGCGACGCCUGGUGUAGCGUGGAUUGGAUUGUACAACAAUAGACAGAGUGUUCAGAUGAAUAUAUGGGUCUACAUCGCCUUUGAUGGGGUGGCAGUUUUGAUGAUCCGUUGGCCUACACCAACCAAACUAUGAGAGGAAAGCAAAUAUGUAAGUCGGAAGAGUCGAUGUAGAGGCGACGAUUUUGGCCAAGGUGAUUUCUUGAGCUUCCUGCCAUAGUACGAUGCGAUAAAUC
This is a messenger RNA of Cladophialophora immunda, 1535 nucleotides long. RefSeq lists its product as uncharacterized. Bases 90 to 995 code for a protein of 301 amino acids. Lineage: Eukaryota; Fungi; Ascomycota; Eurotiomycetes; Chaetothyriales; Herpotrichiellaceae. The transcript has a single exon. The record is from RefSeq and is a predicted model, not a curated record.